Molecule: messenger RNA, 3283 nt
Organism: Anneissia japonica
Lineage: Eukaryota; Metazoa; Echinodermata; Crinoidea; Comatulida; Comatulidae
Product: glycerate kinase-like
Exons: 5
Coding region: 215-1810 (531 amino acids)
Biological process (GO): protein phosphorylation
Cellular component (GO): cytoplasm
Molecular function (GO): glycerate kinase activity
Source: RefSeq, a predicted model, not a curated record
CUUGUUAAAUUCUACACAGGAAGAACAAGAAGCAAGGAACUUGCAAACUUAAUAUUUUUGACAGAAACUGAGGCAAAGCAAGUAAUUGUGUUGCCCUACAAUUGGUGUUCACGGACACCAGGGCAUAGAGGUUACCGGCCUGCUGACACCAUAGAGAAAGAAAAGGCUGACACUGGCCAUUUCAAAAAGAGAACUGUGCAGAUAAGAAGUUGGGAUGAGAUAUUUAAAUAAAAUACAAGUGCGACUAUUCAGAUCGGUUUUAAAUCUACCAAUAAUGAUGAAGGGUUUCCCAAAAUGUAUCAGUAGUGAUGCCAAACAGAUCUUUGAGGCAGCAGUAGCUGCUGUUCUUCCACACCAGAUGAUCAGUAGGUCCUUAGUGGUGGAUGGCAGCAGAUUAUUAGUGGAUGGAUGCAGUUACACUCUGGAUCGUAAUGUCCAUAUGGUUGGCUUUGGCAAGGCUGUUAUUGGAAUGGCAAGGAGUGUUGAGGAUAUGCUUGGACAACACCUUGUCAAGAGUGUUAUCAGUGUGCCAUUUGGUAUCCAGGAUUCCUUAAGAAGCUCUGGUCAACUUGACCUCUUAUUGAAACAGGGUAGCAAGGUGAAAGUGCUGGAGGGCGCUGUUGAUAAUCUGCCUGAUGAAUCUGCUGUGCAGGCUGCUGAUGAGAUAGCUGCAGUGGUGGAAGGUGUAGGAGAAGAUGAUGUACUAAUUGUAUUGGUAUCAGGAGGAGGCUCUGCCUUGCUGCCAUCACCAUUGCCAUCUGUCAGCUUAGAGGAUAAGCUUCAAGCAACCACAACCCUGGCAAGGAAAGGUGCUACUAUACAAGAGCUGAAUACAGUUAGGAAAAAAUUGUCCAAGCUAAAAGGUGGUGGACUUGCACAGCUUGCAAAACCAGCUAAGGUUAUAACUCUUAUUCUGUCUGAUAUAAUUGGUGACCCUUUGGAUUUGAUAGCCAGUGGCCCAACAGUUCAGGAUACAUCCAGUCCAGAUGAUGCCCUUGCCAUUAUCUCAAGACUUGGCGUAGAGUCUUUGAUGCCACAUUCCGUCUUGGAGACUUUGAAAAGUCCUGCCACAAAGCGUCAGUUGGAAGAGGACUUCUCGCACGUACAGAAUGUGGUAGUUGGAAGUAACAAAAUGGCAUUGCAGAAAGGUUGUGAGAAAGCUAAAGAGGUCGGAUAUCAACCAUUAAUUAUGUCUUCCAAAAUCCAUGGAGAGGCAAGAGGAUUAGCAGAACUGUAUGCUAACCUCUCCAUGUUAAUUAAAUUACUUAUAGAACACAGAGGAUUCUCAGCAUCUUGUGACAUGAGGAAGUUAGAGAUUGAGAAUAUUGUGAGAUUGAUGUCUGAAUUUGGUGUUUGUGAAACAUUCAGUAACCAACUUCAAGAAUAUCUCAGAGUGUCUCCUCAUAAACCACUUUGUUUAAUAGCUGGAGGGGAAACGACAGUAACUUUAAGUGGAAAUGGGAAAGGUGGUAGGAACCAAGAGCUAGCUCUUGCCACAGCCAUCCAUUGGCACAAGAUUUUUCAGCCCACAGGAAUGGCAGAUGUUGAUGAAAACAAAGUUUGCCAGAUGAUCUUACUGAGUGCAGGAACUGAUGGGCAGGAUGGUCCUACGGAUGCAACUGGAGCGAUGUCACAUCCGCUACAAGUUAGUCAAGCCAUUCAAGAGAACUUAAAUCAUGUAGAGUUCCUUGAUAAUAACGAUUCUUAUACAUUCUAUUCUGUUUUUGACAAUGGACUGUAUUUAAUUAAGACCGGACUAACUGGAACAAAUGUUAUGGACUUGCAUAUUCUCUUGAUAAAACCAGUUUGAUUUUAAAUCAUUUACAUAUACUUAUGCAGAGAGAAGUGAAAUUAAAAGUGAUUAUUCAUUUGUACAUGUUCAUGUUACCUGCGGUUAUGGACCAUUGGGUCCUUUGCAGGAUGUACAAACGAAAACGUAAAAUAAUAAAUUUAACUAAUAAUUUAAAAAAAAAAGUGAAACAUUACAAAAAUUGGAAUGCAAUGUAAAAAUGUAUUUCUUCAUCAUUCUGUAACUGUUAAACAGAAGUAAUUUCAAAUGUAAUAUUUUCUUCUGCCCAAAUAGCUAGAAUUUUUUAACAAAAUAUGUGUUCUAAUUGAUAAAUGUACAUAUGGUGAAUACUUAUGCAGAGAGAAGUGGAUGAUAUUCUAAAUAAAAGCAGUUAUUCAUAACUGAUUGGGUAUAUUUUUUUUAAUGAAACAUUACAAAAACUCGAAUGCAAUUUAAAAAUUUUUAAAUAAAUUUUUAAUAAAUUUCAUCAUUCCAAAUAAAAUGGAAUAUUAUCUUAUUCCCCAUUAGCUUUCAAGUUAAAAAGAACAUUUACUUCUCAAUAAUAAUAAAACAAAUAUAACAAAUAACGAGACAAGUUUGAAGAAUAGUAAAUGAAAACAAUAAGUGUUCCAAUUGAUUGAUUGAUGUACUGUAGUAGUAUUUAAGCAAUUCAAUAUGUUUGUGUGCUAUUAGUACAAAUCAAGGUAAACUUAUGUACAUACAUAAAGUAAAUUGAAAUCACUGAUCUCUAUUAUAAUCGCUGGAUUGCUCAUCAGCCAGUCAUUGUACAGAAAAAAAAAUGAAGCGACUGGCGCCAUGUUGGGGAGCCCAAGUGACGUAUACUGUAAGUUUAGAAAAAAUUUGGUUUGGCAUUUGUUUAAAAUGAUGAUUCUUGAAAUAAUUUUUUAUAAUAAAUUUAAAUUUAACAUAAAAUGUUUUCGAAUGAUUUAACCACUCAACGCACCUGUUUAUGCAGUUUAACAAAAGCGCGAUGACGUCGCGUUGUUGGUGAAUGCCACACCGGUUCAAAAGUUUCACGCUGUGAUGACGUAUCUGUGACGUUUUAGGUUCCCAGACACGGCAUCAUGGCUUUACUGAAACCAGUCCAUGAGCAAUUAUAGUAGAGAUCAGUGAUUGACAUGUAUCUUUGUUUUGAAAUGUCCUAACAGGCAGAACUUUACAUUGGUUUAUCUCAUAAACGAUUAACAAUUCCGUACCUGCAAGGUGACAAGAUGAUCAGUAAUGUCCCAAAAUGUUUCAGUGCUUGAUACUACCAUCUCAAUGUUGUAUUCUUAUACAUUACUAAAAUUAAAACAGCCCAACACCACAAAGUCAAAGUUCUCUAUUUACCCAUGCCAACCAAACAGUAUUUACUUGAUUUUGAUUUUGGCACUUUCAGCAACAUUGUACAAUAAUAUUGAUGUCCCCAACCAUAAAUAAUUGGCACAUAUAUUGCAGAAUGGAAACUCUGUUGCCUCAUUACUGUACUUGCGU